Molecule: messenger RNA, 1314 nt
Organism: Exophiala spinifera
Lineage: Eukaryota; Fungi; Ascomycota; Eurotiomycetes; Chaetothyriales; Herpotrichiellaceae
Exons: 4
Coding region: 1-1314 (437 amino acids)
Source: RefSeq, a predicted model, not a curated record
AUGGCAAAUAACACCCACAGCGGUAUCGAUUACGUGCUGUCGUUGCAGGCUGUUCGAGAGCGUGCCAAUCUCGUCUAUGAUCUGGCACUGGACGACCGACUGAACCACUUUCACUUCGACAAGGAGCGGUUGACAGAAGCAUCUGCCUUUGUCGCGCAGGUGAUAUCGCGCGACUAUGGACCUGAUCGGUACCAUGAGAUCCCACCCCACGGGCGAUGGCAGCACUUCAACGUCGGAGGAAGGGAUCGAAUCUCGGCACUUCUUGAGGAGAUGAAUCUCGCCGAUAAACUGGAGGAAGCAAGGGUUCUGGUGGAUCUGUUCUUGGUCUCCGUUCUUCUCGACGCAGGAGCAGGAGACCGCUGGCGUUUCGAAGAGCCCGGAACUGGUGAGACUUACUCCCGCUCGGAGGGAAUUGCGGUCGCCUCGCUACACAUGUUCAGAAGUGGCGUUUUCUCUUCUACUCGAGCUCUGAACGUUGACGCUCACAAAAUUCCAGGCCGCGGUUUGCUCGGCCUCACUGCCAGAGACAUAGAGUCACAUUUCCAGAUCGGAGACUCGAACCCAAUGAUCGGGGUCAAUGCUCGAGUUGAGGUUUUGAAAGCGGUUGGAGCAUCACUUCUCAACCUGACAGAUGUCUUCGGCGUCGAUGGUCGUCCUGGACGUCUUGCCGACUACUUGUUGGAUUCAAAGACUGAUGGUAGCGUUCCACUCGAUUACUUGAAGAUGUGGGCGGUUCUGCAGCGCCUCCUGCUUCCGGCCUGGCCGAAGUCAAGACCUCAGCUCGAUGGACAGCCGAUCGGAGAUGCGUGGCCGCUGGCCGUUCUUGGAUCGACAGCGGACGGGUCCAAACAAACCAAUGUCAGCAUGACCAUCCAGCCUUUUCACAAGCUGACGCAGUGGCUGGCUUAUUCGCUGUCUGUGCCGUUCUCGAAGCUUCUCGAUCGGCGCUGGCAGAACAUGGAGUUUGGCACCGGCCUCCCAGAAUACCGGAAUGGUGGGCUCUUUGUAGAUCUUCAGGUCUUGAGGCUCAAGGAGAGCACCCUGUGCCAAGGGAAGACAGCGUCGGGUCAAGAAUUACCCCUGUUUGACGCCACCAGCGACAUGAUCGUUGAGUGGCGCGCCAUGACUGUGGCACUUCUAGACCGCCUGCACGGUCUGAUCAACGAGCAUUUCAAAGCCCAGGGGGUGAGCUUGACUAUGGCGCAGGUGCUGGAGGCGGGAACGUGGAAAAGCGGCAGAGAGCUUGCAAAACUCCGUAGGCCAGAGACGUCAUCCAGUCCGAUUUUGAUAGAGGGCGAUGGGACUCUGUUCUAA